Molecule: messenger RNA, 511 nt
Organism: Heterotrigona itama
Lineage: Eukaryota; Metazoa; Arthropoda; Insecta; Hymenoptera; Apidae
Source: the annotation of a GenBank genome assembly
AUGGUAGACGUGACCGUGCCGUUCGAAAAUAAUUUCAAGGCGAGAUUAGAAAAAGUACAAAAGUAUCAGCCACUCGCGGACGCGUUAACUAGAAGCGGUCACGUCGUCUAUGUCGACGGCUUCGUUGUAGGCACCCUGGGCGCCUGGCACCUUCACAAGGACCAUAUUUGGAAGUAUCUCAUCAGAAUACGCGUCACUGAUGAGGAAGCUUAUGGUCUUGGAAACAAUCGCGUGGUCCCGGGACAUAUACGUUGCACAUGUUUCAGGUAUCCGACAGUAUAGCAUGCAGGAGUCUGCCGCGCAAGAAACGGCGCCUUCCGUGAGCACGUCGGCGAUCGCGUCCACGCAUACAAGUAAUAGCACUGCCACUUCACAGUCAGAUCGCAACAGUAAAUGUCUCCGAGGCCAUAGCAGCGCAGUUAACCUCGGGCCCUUAACGACUGUUGGUUCUGAAGCGCACACCUGCACGCCGGUGGGGCUGGAACAUUCUCACUACAUACUUCUUUUCUGA